Messenger RNA from Gongylonema pulchrum, 357 nucleotides. NCBI's taxonomy places the organism in Eukaryota, Metazoa, Nematoda, Chromadorea, Rhabditida, Gongylonematidae. The record is from the annotation of a GenBank genome assembly.
AUGACACACAACGAAACAAUUCUGAUAUUGCAGCCGACUUUCCGUGUUAGUGAAUGUUCCAAUUUUCGGUCGGAGGGUCGGACAACAUUUAAAAGAGCAGCAGUGGAUCUGAGCGCUGCCGCUGCUGCUGGUGCUGGCGGUACAGCGACAGGAAAAAAACCAACAAAAAGGAGCUAUUGGGGAAUGAUUAGUGGGAUAGCGUGUGGUACUGUGCUAAUGGUAUGUCUGGUUGGAGCUGCUGGGAUUCUGAUCAAUCGAAGGCGACGAAAACGUCAAGCUAUUGGGUUCUUUUUUUUUGCAGUUUUAAAUCAAAAAGGAUUUCCAGGGAGAAAAGUAAUGGGGCGAACAAGCUUUUGA